GGAGGUGAAAACUAAGUUUAGAACCAUACCGGUUUCAAAUUCGGAUUGCAAAUAUGAAAAGACAACAUCCUAUGUUCAAAUUGUUAUUGUUAGUGUUAUUUGGAAUACAUUGUAGAGCUGCACAUUUAAAUAUGUUGAAUACAAGAAAAGGAUAUUAUCCAAGGCAAGGAGAGAUGGGAAGAGUAGUAUCAUCACCAAUGAUCAAUAGAAGACCAAGAAAAGUCAUGUCUAAAACAUUUCAAUCAAUCAUCAAUAGCAAUCGCAAUCUGCCAUCAAAUAAUAACCAACCAAAAAACAACUUUCCAAGCUCUUUUCCAUUAACAACCAAAAGCGGAAAUCCAACUCAAUAUAAUCAAUACAAUAACGUCUUUGCACCUCGUAUACCUUCCCAGAAUAUUGGAGGUGUUCCGAGAAUUGGAGGUGUAACAAAAAUAGGAUUACCAAAACACGGAGGUGUACAAAAUCUCGCAAGUGUGCCAGCAAUUGGAGGUGUACCACAAAUAGGAGGUAUACCUAAUUUAAACAAUUUAAACAGUGCAAAUAUUCGAGCACAUCUUAUUAAAUUGAUAACUAAUAUGAGUCCGGAACAGUUGAGCUUAAAUGCACAAAGUCUUGGAAAUGUUAAUACUGCUCAACUUGUGAAUAAACAUACAAGACAAACUCCUGCAUCGCCUCAGACUGUCAAGAACACCAUUAAUAUUAAGGUAGUGAGGAAAAAGACCGUCCCACUACCAAGCAUGAUAAAUCCAAAUGUAAAUCGAAUGCACCGUCCGGCAGUUAAAAAAAUCAGGAAACAGCCCAUUAUUACCAUGGUUCCAAAACGGAACAGAAUGCCUUUAGUACUCAAAUCGAUCGCUGAUAGAAAGCGACUUACAAUGAGUGAACGACUUAAGUCUAUUCCACCAUUAAGUUUAAGCGCUUUGAAAAAUAACGCAGGAGAGGUCGUGAAGGGGGAAGUUGCUUCGUCACAAAAGCAAAAUACAGCUACCACCGAUCCGACAAAGAAUAUAAAAGUUAUCGCUAAAAAUAAUACAGCGGAAGUUAAAAUUAUUAACGAAAAUCCCACAAGCUUAACUGGAAGUAGUAAGAAUGAUCCUAAUUUUAUCGUACUGAAAGAUAUAACAAUAACAAAUCAUACAACAAAUGGAGAGAACGGGACCUUUAAUGGAACCAAAAUGAGUGUGACUCUUAUGUCGCAAGCGACAGGAGGACGUCCAAUCGUUAUUGAAGCAAGCAAUAACAUUGUAGUUUCACAAGAAAAAAUGCCGAACGGAACCGUACAAUUUAUUAUAAAAACUGAUACAAAGACAACCACGGUCCCACCGACUACGACAACGGAAGUCAGCACAAUGCUUCCGACGGAGGAACCACCCGAGCUUGACGAAAUUAUAACAACAGAAGCACCGUAAGACACGUCCGAGGAAAUAUUCCGAAUGAAUAUCGUCUGAAUAACUCCGACGUUUGAGUCUGAAACUAUCAUUAUUGGGCAUUUGAUUGAUAUAAUAACGAAUGUUAAAAAAAGUGUCGGAGACGAUGUGACUCGGGAACAUUCAGGGUAAGACUGAAUGGAAGACGUCAGUGUUCCGGAAGUCAUGAUAAUAGCGUACUGUGAACACCAUGCCGUUACUAUAGUAACCAUCUUAGCAGUUCCGGUUAUCACAAACACUUACCAGUGAUUCAAAUACCAAAUCUUACUGUCUCUUAUUUGUUAGUAUUAACGUUGUUUCGAAGCUGUGAUAAAAUUUUGUGGACGAUAUAGCCAUAAAUGGAAAGAUAUUUAUAUGUAUACUUUUCGAAUGCAUGUUUUAUAUUUGACAUCGUUAAUGUGAAGAUGUCAAUAGUUAUAAUUUAGUACCAUGAGAUUCUAUGUUGUCAGAUGGUCGUUAAGUCAUUCAUAAAAUAUCACAUGUCAGUCAAAAGUUAUCUGUAUAUCUGUGACUAGGCAUAUUUUAAAAAAAAAAUUGUUGAAUGAGGCAAAUUUUGGUGCCGUUUUAAUAUGUUAUCGUUUAUUGUUAAAUGAGUGGAUUUGUAAAGGGAGCUUUACCAUUUGAAUUUUAUAGGGAGCUAGAAUGAACCAUUUUGUUCAGUUUUCUUUUUUGUUGUUGUUGUAAUCUCUGUCCUUUUUCAUUUUUCACUCUUUUCGGUCCUGUCAUUUUUUUCUUAUUAGUUUAUUCUGAUUUUUUACUUCAAUUGUCAUCAUCCUGACAUGUUUUUUUGGCCAAGUGUCUCGUCCUACCUUUUUUUUUUAACUCAAAACCCCUGUUAUGCAUUUAUUCAAUUUCACCCUAAACUCCGCCCAUAAACAUCAAAUGGUGGCUCCCUUAAUAAAUUUGAAUGUCAGUCUUUCAUUCAUUUGUCAAUUACUUUUUAAAGUUUUGUACUAACACUAUGUAGUGGACAUUCAGUGUCUGUCUAUAAGAGUUGAAGGGGUUCCUUCCUUUCUGUAGUUUUGAGGGCCCUCAUGGGGUUUUUGAUUAUGUGAUUACUUGGCCGUUUUUUUAAUGAUUAUUUGAUUAUUAAGCCAAAUAUUUCAUGAUUAUUUGAUUACCUAGGACUGUAUUUUUAGUUUAUGAUUAUUUGAUUACUAAAGAUAAGCAAAUAUUUAAUGAUUAUGUGAUUAUAUUGGCAAAAAAAUGGUGAUUAUGUGAUUACUAGGACCCCCCCAUGAGGGGCCUCAGUUUUCUCUAUUCCUUUUAUAUUAGCACUUCAUAUUUGACAUGUUCGGGCCAAUUUUCUCUAUUUAUAUAGAGAUGGAGACACAUAGAAAAUGUCUUUCGUUUGAAAUACUUUCCGUUGAUUUAUUGUUUAGUUUGUCGUGCUUAUGUAUUUGUUUGAAAAAUAAAAUUCAUCUUAAAGGAAGAGAAUUUUACUACAUAGUUUUUGAUAGAUAAAUAGCAUUGUGCUAUGUGUUCAUCCGCAAAAGCUAAAUCAACGUUGCACUAUAAUUUUAGUUCGUGUUGAAUUUUUUUUUAGUUUUUUACUUCCAUUUUGUUCCCCAUUAUUACUUUUUGGAAAUCAUUUUUUUUUAACUUUCCCAGUUGCGGAUUUAGGGGUAGCGAGGCGGGCAAUCUUUUUGUGGUAAACGUUUUGAUGAUUAUUAAAGGAAUCACUGCAGUGAAUGGGGUCUCUCUUAUGUCAGUCAGUGCAACCCCUCCCCUCUGAUGAACAUUGCUUGACCCUCCACUGUUUUCCAAUCAUUAGUAUUUCACAUGCGUUUAUACAUGACCUCAAUUUUGAUAUUUCGGAGGUCGUGUAUGCUUAACCAUGCAUGUAAAUACAAUGUGUGCAAUAACCUUUCUUCAGGAAAUGAUACUUGUUUUACCAACCCCUGACAGCAGCAAGCCAAUGAAGUGAAGUGAAUAGUAGGGUUAUUGAUUUCAAAUAUGACAAAUCAUUUAUCAAAGUUUAUGAAUAAACAGCAAACGUGCAAUUUUCAUUGAAAGCCUUAUUUUAAAGGUUAAUGUUUGUUGAUUUAGGGUCACAUAUUGGGAAAAAUUGAAUUCCUUUUGUAUUCUAUAUCAUUGCGAGUAAUUUAGACUCGGUUUUUGCUUUUAAUUCUAAAAUGAUAAAUUAUAAAAUAUUAAAAAACUUUUUGAAACGAACGAAUUAUUAUAUAUAUACACAUUAACAAUGUUAUACUACUUUCGUUGUAUUUACUAGGUACACUGCUACAUACGUUAAACUAUAAGUUAAUAUAAACUAAAAGCCUGACUGUCUGACCACCCCCCUUUUUUUCUUAAUCGGUCUGACAUGCAGAUUUUUCGUUUAUGAUGUUUGAAUUAUAAUAUUCAUUGUCGGUGAUUUCCCAUUUAUGUCAGUAUGUCAGAAUCUAUGUCCCAAUUGUCCGAUGAAUUGAGAAAUAAUGAUUUUUAUAUUAUAAUAAAUCACGCCUCCAGGGGAAAUAUCAAUAAAUAUCGCACUGUCUUUAUACAGGUGUCAACAAUUCAUUAGAAGAAUCAUUUUUACAUGUACUAACCUGAUUUUAUUAAUAUGCGCUGCGACCAAUAAAUAUAUAUUUAUGUACAAGUCUAUGAUAUACUUAUGUUUAUUGAUGAUUUUUUUACUUGGGAAAAGUCAUUUCCGAUAGAAAUUUUUGAGGCAAUACAAUAUUAUCAAAUUAUCGGAUGUGUUUCCAUUAGAAAAAUUGAGAAUAGAGAAGAAUGGGGGAAACAAAAUGAAGCGAAUCGAAAAAUAAUGGAUAAAAUAUAUAAAUAAAAGAGAAAAAGCUAUAAAAAGCUACAGAAUAAAGAAAUUAAAUUCCACUCUCCCUUUCCAGACCUUUCUCCUAUAGUACCGAGCAUAAUUUGACUAAAAUCAUAUUGUACUUGUCCUCUUUUGUAGGUGAUAAUCGUCAGUCCUGUCACAGGCUGUAUUUGGACUUGAAUUUAUUGUUGCUGUGCUAUUUGACGUCACGGCCAUUGGUCUUGAUCGCAUAGGAGGAGGUGUCCGUGUAAUGAAGACUACGUAUCGUUAAACUCAACCCAAUAUUAUGGUUUCUUUUUAGUCAGCGGCCGUUCAGUUGAUGUUUGUGUUUUUGUAUUUUUUUGUGUGUCAAUUCUGUUGGUGUGUUCUUUUUGUUUCUCUGAGUUUUUAAUUUAUUUUUGGAACAGUCAGUUGUUCCGUGUUCAGCGUGGUUUGAUGUACUUUUCACAUUCGUGACAACUCGGCAGAUUCCGUUAGUAACGGAUUCACCCGAGGAUUGUCGAUUUGAUACUUUUCAGUAUUUUGAUAGACAUUUCUGUUAUCAUUUUAAUGUAUUAUAGCAUUUAACAUUUUAUAUCUAUACCAUGUUUGGUAGAUAAAUAGAUGGUAUACCCAAUGGGUACUUUAUUUGGCCUUUUAAACUUUUUUAUUUGAGCGUAACUGAUGAGUCCGACCAAAAAUGAACACAAAAAAAGUUUGUCAGAUUUUGUGUUUUUUGUGUUGUUUUUUGUGGGUUUUUUUAAGAAUAUAUAGUAAAAAUAGCAAGUGACGAAUAUUUAUGUUGUAGUUUGGUAAAUGGAAUUUUGAAUGUUUGCAAAACAGUUAUUUAUUUAUUAAAUUGAAAUUGUGUAUACACUUUUGCGUAAGAACACACAUAUAUAUAUAUAUAUAUUUAAUUGCGUAAAAUAUUGUUACUGAGUUGAGUGUUUUUUUACUUGCAGGAGUGUAUAUGUUAGAAGACAAUUCAUUAAAGAAGAAAAAAUGCCCAAAAAAAAAUACAAAAUACAAAAUUAUCGGCAUAUAUUUUGAU
Molecule: messenger RNA, 5233 nt
Organism: Mytilus trossulus (common blue mussel)
Lineage: Eukaryota; Metazoa; Mollusca; Bivalvia; Mytilida; Mytilidae
Exons: 2
Coding region: 54-1409 (451 amino acids)
Source: RefSeq, a predicted model, not a curated record